GUUACUUUUCAUUAAAAUGGAAUGACUGUCGCUGGUUUUUCAUCAGCCAGUCUCUCCCUCCGCAUCCCAACCCAAGGCAGACAAACUCUGGUGUUCCCAACAGAAGACAAAGACCGCCUCCGAUUCAGGUUAAAUGGACGAAUCCGAGAAGAGAAAGGAACGGCUUAGAGCAAUGCGCAUCGAAGCUGAAGAGACCGAAGCUUCACUUAAUGCUGCAACUUCAGCCGUCCCUGGUUACCUUUCCAAUCCGUUGGCCGAAGAUACUACAGCUAUACCAGUCCCGGAGGAGCCUUGUGCUCCUUUUAGGUUUGACUUUUACUCAGAUCCUAUGGCAGCCUUCUCUUCCGACAAUAAAAGGAUUAAAGUCGGCGACCAGAUUGCACAAGAUAAUUUUAGACAUUCAAAUACUGGUGGGUUUCCGGGGGCAAGGCUUCCGUCACCUCUUUCAGGAGGACCAAGGAACCCUCAAAUGACUGCUUCUCCUGCUCAUCAGUUUCAAAGAAGUUAUUCACCUGACCAGAGAAUGUACCAAGCACAAGGUUCCUAUCAAAAUUUUAGUCCUCAAAGAAGCCCCGUAGGAAUGGAAAGACCUUUCCCUAUGCAUCACGGGAAUCGACCUGAAGUUUGGAAUGGAGCUGAAUUUAGACCACCAGCAAUCCCUGGAUAUGGACCACAAGGAAGCCCUAGAUUUAGGCCACAAGGAAGCCCGGGAUUUAGACCACCAGGAAGCCCUAGAUUUCAACCACCUGGAAGCCCUGGAUUUAGACCACCGACAAGCCCUGUAUUUAGGCCACCAGGAAGCCCUGGUUCCAAUAUUGGGCAAGGCAGGGGGCACUGGUUCAGCCAUACUCCAAGACCUCAAUCAGUACAUGGAGGCAGCCCUAGUCCUGGUUCAAGUUCAGGAAGAGGUGGGUGGCGUGGUUCUCAUGGUCGUGCAAUGGACAGACAAUUAGGGCCAGAGCGGUUUUACAAUGCUUCCAUGGUUGAAGACCCAUGGAAAUUUCUAGAACCUGUAAUCUGGAAGGGGGUAGAUACUCCCUUGAGAUGUUUGAACACCCAUGGCUCUUCAAAACCGUCAAUUGGUAUAUCUAGUAGCACAAAUAAUGCAAGCAUUUCAGAAGCUGUAAACAAGUCCAUGCCGCAGCCAAGCUUGGCAGAGUUCUUGGCCGCCUCAUUAAAUGAAGCUGUCGAUGAUGCACCAAGUACAUAACCUUUGCUCCUGAGUUCUAGUGAGAGUCUCUCACGAUACAAUGCACCCGUCAUAAAGAUGGCAAAGCAGAGCACGGAAGCAAGUAUUCAGAAGGUUCAAACACCUGCAUUUGGCUGCCAAGCUUGACAGAGCACUCAGGCUGCCUCAUUCAGUAAAGCUGUCAACAGUGCACCAAGUAUACAACAGUUGUUCCUGAUUCCAGGAAGAACUAAGCAAUACUAAUGCACUUGCGGGCAAGACGGAAAACAAAACUGGUGCUAGAUAGGCACCAACUGGAUCGAUGUAUUUCUAAAAGUGCCUGAAGUUUGAUGAUUUGGCUUGUAAUAAUUUUCGAAAACUAACGUGGCUUUAUUAUCAACUGGAUGCUGGUUUCUGGAUUUGUUUAACAUGUAAUCUCGGGAUUAGUCUGUAUGUUUUCCAAGCUAAGGUUGCAAUUACAGAAGUUCCAUUUGCAGGAAAAGUUCAA
Pyrus x bretschneideri (Chinese white pear) is the source of this 1676-nucleotide messenger RNA. Its product is annotated as protein SICKLE. Gene Ontology annotation, biological process: mRNA splicing, via spliceosome; miRNA processing. Bases 134 to 1210 code for a protein of 358 amino acids. The transcript is spliced from 3 exons. NCBI's taxonomy places the organism in Eukaryota, Viridiplantae, Streptophyta, Magnoliopsida, Rosales, Rosaceae. The record is from RefSeq and is a predicted model, not a curated record.